AUGGACAUGGAUAUGGACGACAAGGAGGAUGGACUCAUGAAUGACGAGUUCUACGCUCGUAUCGUACUUGCGGCAGAACGGAAGCGAGCCCAUAACUACCGACUGUCAUUCCAACAAGGCGUCGGCUCCUCUUUCGAUCCGGCAAAGGAAGACCCCGAUGAAUGGGAACAGGACCUGAAAGCCGCAGCUUCCGCUGAUGAGGGUCCCCGACCACCAUCCGAAUACGACGAAGAUGAAGCAGACAAUCUCGCAUCUCGCGCCGAGGACGACGCUUAUUGGGAGGCACUAGGAAGUAUUGACGAACUAGAUAACCUGGACUCGUCAAUUAUCGAUGCGUCCGAGGCGCGACCAAUGGAUGCCAGUGGCAUGGACAUCGAUUGA
Peniophora sp. CBMAI 1063 is the source of this 381-nucleotide messenger RNA. The record is from the annotation of a GenBank genome assembly. NCBI's taxonomy places the organism in Eukaryota, Fungi, Basidiomycota, Agaricomycetes, Russulales, Peniophoraceae.